CGUCGAUGCCCUGCCCGCCAUCAUGUGCCAUGAUAUCAGCAUCAUCACGUGUCAAGCCCAGUCUGCCAUGCACCAACACGGUACCAGAACUACGUGCGCUAACCCGCCGAAGCACCCGAUGGCUUGCGGGACGGACGGAUCCCGAGUCCCUGGACGGCUUUGUCGACGUAAUAAACAGUUAAUACACUGUCGAUCAUACGAUCCGGUAGCAGGCUGCUGGCUAAUCGAUUACCCAAACGAACACACCCGUGCCGCUCUGCCUCUGUUGUGUUCUUCUAAUAUGUAGCCACAGCCUCUCGUCCAGCGUGUGCUGGACUCACCAGCUUCCCCCCUCGCCGUCCACUCGCCAUGAUUCUCUCCUGGAGCGCCAUCGUCCCCCUUCUCCUCCUCGCCGUCCCGGCGCUGGGCCACAAGCAACACACCGACAACGAGCUCGUCGUGCAGGCGCCGUCGGGGACGUAUAUCGGGCUGAUCAACGGCACGACGCCGAACGUGCGGCAGUUCAGAAGCAUCCCAUACGCGGCCGCACCGGUGGGCGAGAGACGCUGGCUGCCACCGACGAAACCUGAAGCCAACAGUAGCACCACGUAUGACGCGACGCAGUUCCCGCUGUCCUGUCCGCAGUUCGUGAGCAGGCCGCCGUCCGUCUUCAACCAGGAUGUGCCGGGCUGGCUGAUCUACACGGACGGCCAGAACAGCACGGCGGGCGAGUCUGCGGGGGAGACGUCGGAGGACUGCCUGCAUCUGGCUGUGUGGACGCCGACUGGACGGCCGGAGAAGCUGCCGGUUGUGAUGUUCAUGACCGGGGGGUCGUUUCUGACGGGAGGGGUCAAUAUCCCGUACCAGCUGCCGCACCACUGGGUCGAGCGGACGGGCGCGCAUAUUGUCGUGACGAUCAAGUGCUAUCGACUGAACAUUUUCGGCUUCCCCAAUGCGGCAGGCCUGGACGACCAGAACCUGGGUAUUCUCGACCAGCGCAUGGCACUGGAGUGGGUUCGCGACAACAUCGAAGCAUUCGGCGGCGACGCAGACAAGAUUACACUCUGGGGCCAAUCCGCCGGCGCCGCAGCAACAGACUACCACAACUUCGCCUACGCAGACGACCCCAUCGUCAAAGGCUACUACGCCUCCUCCGGCAGCGCAUUCCUCAACCUCACCGUGCCCAUCGAGCCGUCCAACUUCACCUUUGUCGCCACACACUUCAACUGCGCCGGCCCUCCCGCCGCCGAGCUCGACUGCCUCCGCAAGAUCCCCUCCGCCGACAUCGAAGCCUUCAUCGGCACAUACCGGGACAACAGCACCCUCGUGGCCCCAACCCAGCCCACCCUCAACUUCUACCCCGUCCAAGACAACAAGAUCAUCUUCGCAGACUACGCCGACCGCUACGCCCGCGCCGCCUUCUCGAAGCUCCCGCUCGUCUACAGCACCACCACAAACGAAGGCGUCGUCACCGGCGGCAUCUUCGGGCCCUUCCCGCCCACAAACCAGACCCUCAACGAGCAGAUCACCCGCGCCCUCUUCAUCUGCCCAGCCGCGCUCAGCACCGUCGCGCGCACCACCACCACCACCACCGGCCCAGACGUCCUGACAUACCGCGUCGAGUUCGCAGGCAACUUCACCGACGUCUCGCCGAAGCCCUACCUCGGCGCAUACCACGACGCCGACCUGGCAAUGCUGUUUGGCACAUAUGUUGAUUUUCCGGGCGCGAGCACGGAGUACGAGGGCGCGGUGGCGGAGAGCAUGCAGGACCAUUUGCUGGCGUUUAUGCGCGAUCCCGUGGACGGGCCGGCGCGGCUGGGAUGGGGCUCGGCGCGGGCGGACCAGCUGCUGCGGUAUGGGCGUGACGGACGCGUGGUGGAGGCAGUUGGGGUUGGCGAUGUGGAUGGUGUGUGUGCGUAGGCGUGGAUGUGUGUGGAUGGCGUGAUGGACAGACGGACGGAUGGACGGAUGGACAGCCAGCAGAUGGAUGGAUGGACAGCCAGCAGAUGGACGGAUGGACGGAUCUGGAAGUACACAUAUCCGUGGGAGAGUGAGUGGGCAUUACUUAGCACCCGCAUUAGCACUUUACCAAGAAUCUAGUAAUAGCAUUCCCAAAGUCUAAUCAGCAGCACGGCACGACCCCUCGGGUUCGCAUGUUCGCAAAGUUCGCAUCG
This is a messenger RNA of Pseudovirgaria hyperparasitica, 2153 nucleotides long. RefSeq names its product alpha/beta-hydrolase. The coding region runs from base 349 to 1899 and encodes 516 amino acids. The transcript has 4 exons. NCBI's taxonomy places the organism in Eukaryota, Fungi, Ascomycota, Dothideomycetes, Acrospermales, Acrospermaceae. The record is from RefSeq and is a predicted model, not a curated record.